Messenger RNA from Aethalodelphis obliquidens (Pacific white-sided dolphin), 2002 nucleotides. It is a transcript of the gene UTP6, whose product is annotated as UTP6 small subunit processome component. The record is from RefSeq and is a predicted model, not a curated record. The coding region runs from base 114 to 1910 and encodes 598 amino acids. NCBI's taxonomy places the organism in Eukaryota, Metazoa, Chordata, Mammalia, Artiodactyla, Delphinidae. Gene Ontology annotation, cellular component: small-subunit processome; Pwp2p-containing subcomplex of 90S preribosome. The transcript has 19 exons. Gene Ontology annotation, molecular function: snoRNA binding; protein binding. Gene Ontology annotation, biological process: maturation of SSU-rRNA from tricistronic rRNA transcript (SSU-rRNA, 5.8S rRNA, LSU-rRNA).
ACGUUACGUCAGCACGUGCGAGCGACAAGGCCGGGUGCCCGGAAUAGAGAGGGGGCGCUUCCUGUGCGUGUUGGCUGUGAGAAGGUCUCUGCCGGGUUGUAGAGUUUGACCUCAUGGCGGAGAUAAUUCAGGAACGCAUAGAGGAUCGACUCCCCGAAUUGCAACAGCUGGAGCGCAUUGGACUGUUCAGUCGUGCGGAGAUUAAGGCUAUCAUUAAAAAGGCUUCAGAUCUAGAAUACAGAAUACAGCGAAGAACUCUUUUUAAGGAAGACUUUAUCAAUUAUGUUCAAUAUGAAAUCAAUCUUUUGGAACUGAUCCAGCGAAGACGAGUUCGUAUUGGGUAUUCAUUUAAGAAGGACGAGAUUGAAAAUUCUAUCGUACACCGGGUACAAGGUGUCUUCCGACGUGCGUCAGCCAAGUGGAAAGAUGAUGUUCAACUUUGGCUGUCUUAUGUAGUCUUUUGUAAGAAGUGGGCUACCAAAGUUCAACUUAGCAAGGUAUUCUCUGCCAUGUUGGCCAUUCAUUCGAACAAGCCAGCCUUGUGGAUUAUGGCGGCCAAAUGGGAAAUGGAAGAUCGCUUGUCUUCAGAAAGUGCAAGACAACUAUUUCUUCGGGCUCUGCGCUUUCAUCCAGAGUGCCCGAAACUUUAUCAAGAGUAUUUUAGGAUGGAGCUGAUGCAUGCUGAGAAACUGAGGAAGGAAAAGCAAGAGUUUGAAAAAGCCAAGAUGGAUGUGGGGAAUCUCGAGUAUGCUGAAGAAAUCCUUAUGGGCGAGUUGGCAAGGAUCAUCUACAAAAAUUCUGUAAACAUAAUUAAAAGUGCAGAAUUUCAUGUGUCACUGCUUUCAAUUGCACAGCUAUUCGACUUUGCCAAAGAUCUGCAAAGAGAAAUUUAUGAUGACCUUCAGGCUCUGCAUACAGACGACCCCCUCACUUGGGAUUAUGUGGCCCGCCGAGAAUUAGAGAUCGAGUCACAGCCAGGAGAAGAGCCGCCCACAACGAAACAAACCAAAGUGGCAGAGGUGGGCCGCCGGGAGGAGAGGUGCUGUGCUGUGUAUGAAGAGGCGGUGAAGACUCUGCCUACAGAGGCCAUGUGCAAGUGUUACAUCAACUUUUGCAUGGAAAGGUUUGCUAAGAAGACAAGCAGUCGGCACCUCAGAGAGAAGAGGCUGGAAAGAACCAUGGUUGCAUUCAGGAAGGCACAUGAUCUCAAACUUCUAUCAGAAUUCCAGUACAAGCAGUGGAGCGAGUUGUUGCUGCACCAUGACUUCCUUACAGAAGCUCUGGAGGUGGCAGGAGCCGGGAUGGAAUUGUUCAGAGGCUCUGUGAUGAUGUGGCAGGUGAAGCUGCAGGUCCUGAUUGCCUCAAAGAGCCCUGACGUAGCCAUGCUUUUUGAAGAAGCCUUUGUGCACCUGAAACCCCAGAUUUGUCUGCCAUUGUGGAUUUCUUGGGCAGAGUGGAGUGAAGGUGCCAAAAGCCAAGAAGACACUGAAGCAAUCUUUAAGAAAGCUGUCUUAGCUAUCACGGGUGGCGACUCAGUCACUCUGAAGGAUAAGUACCUGGAUUGGGCUUAUCGAAGUGGUGGCUACAAAAAGGCCAGAGCUGUGUUUAAAAGUUUACAGGAAAGCCGUCCAUUUUCAGUUGAUUUUUUCAGGAAGAUGAUCCAAUUUGAAAAGGAGCAAGAAUCCUGCAAGAUGGCGAACUUAAGAGAAUAUUAUGAGAGAGCUUUGAGAGAAUUUGGAUCUGUAGAUUCUGAUCUUUGGAUGGAUUACAUCAAAGAAGAAUUGAACCACCCCCUUGGUAGACCUGAGCACUGCGGACAGAUCUACUGGCGAGCCAUGAAAAUGUUGCAGGGAGAGUCAGCAGAGCUGUUUGUAGCUAAACAUGCUGUGCACCAGGCCGGCCAGCUGUGAAAAGAGGAAGAACACAGCCAACUUUGUGAAAUAGUGUUGUAAGCCCUCUGCAUAGUUUUGUAUUAUGCAUUCAUCUGCAGUUUGCUUAGAUG